UAGUAACAAUGGGGAAGAUAAUGGCUGCUUAAGCUACGCCUCAGAGCAAGCGCUGGGUUAGAGGCGGGUCUCCAGCAGCCACUCUGUCAGAGGCGGGCUUGAGAGCUACUGCCGGGGAGGCGCCCGGGAGCCUGAGUGGCGUUGGUCGAACUGAGAGUGAGCCUAAAACCGGAACAGAGUGAAGAAACUAAAAUCCAGUUUGUGUUUCAAUACUAUGUCAUAAGUCAGGUAAUUUUCCACUUGUUCAUCAAGAUGGAAAACUCAGAUUCUAACGAUAAAGGAAGUGGUGACCAGUCUGCAGCACAGCGCAGAAGUCAAAUGGACCGCUUGGAUCGGGAAGAAGCUUUCUAUCAAUUUGUAAAUAAUCUUAGUGAAGAAGAUUAUAGGCUUAUGAGAGAUAAUAAUUUACUAGGCACUCCAGGUGAAAGUACUGAAGAAGAGUUGCUGAGAAGACUACAACAAAUUAAAGAGGGUCCACCUCCUCAAAACUCAGAUGAAAAUAGAGGUGGAGAAGCUUCAGAUGACGUAUCUAAUGGUGACUCUAUAAUAGACUGGCUUAACUCAGUUAGACAAACUGGAAAUACAACAAGAAGUGGACAGAGAGGAAACCAGUCUUGGAGAGCAGUGAGCCGGACUAAUCCAAACAGUGGUGACUUCAGAUUUAGUUUAGAGAUAAAUGUUAACCGUAAUAAUGGGAGCCAAAACUCAGAGAAUGAAAAUGAGCCAUCCACAAGACGUUCUAUUGGAGAAAAUACAGAAAACAACAGCCAAAGGCAAGUGGAAAAUGCACAAUCUGAAUCAACAUCUGGAAGACCGUCUAGAUCAGAACGAAAUUCAGCUGAAACAUUAACUGAAGUUGUACCUACCAGAGGUCAGAGGAGGGCAAGAAGCAGGAGCCCAGACCACAGGAGAACCAGAGCAAGAGCUGAAAGAAGCAGGUCACCUCUGCACCCAGUAAGUGAAAUUUCACGAAGAUCUCAUCAUAGUAUCUCAUCUCAGACUUUUGAGCAUCCUUUGGUAAAUGAGACUGAGGGAAGUUCUAGAACCCGGCACCAUGUGACAUUGAGACAGCAAAUAUCUGGACCCGAAUUACUAAGUAGAGGUCUCUUUGCAACUUCUGGAACAAGAAAUGCCUCUCAAGGGGCAGGUUCUUCAGACAUAGCCACCAGUGGUGAAUCUACAGGAUCAGGACAGAGGCCCCCAACCAUAGUCCUUGAUCUUCAAGUCAGAAGAGUUCGUCCUGGAGAAUAUCGUCAGAGAGAUAGCAUAGCCAGCAGAACUCGGUCAAGGUCUCAGACACCAAAUAACACUGUCACUUAUGAAAGUGAACGAGGAGGUUUCAGGCGCACAUUUUCACGGUCUGAGCGGGCAGGCGUCAGAACCUACGUUAGCACCAUCAGGAUUCCGAUUCGUAGGAUCUUAAAUACUGGCUUAAGUGAGACUACAUCUGUUGCGAUUCAGACCAUGUUAAGGCAGAUAAUGACGGGUUUUGGAGAGCUAAGCUACUUUAUGUACAGCGAUAGCGAUUCAGAGCCUAGUGCCUCAGUCCCGAGUCGAAAUAUGGAAAGGGUAGAGUCACGGAAUGGAAGAGGUAGCUCUGGUGGUGGUAGCAGUUCUGGUUCCAGUUCGAGUUCAAGCUCCAGUUCCAGUCCUAGUUCCAGUUCCAAUGGAGAAAGUUCAGAAACUAGCUCAGAGGUGUUUGAAGGCAGUGUUGAAGGAAGCUCAUCAGGUGCCAGACGAGAGGGUCGACAUAGGGCUCCAGUUACAUUUGACGAAAGUGGCUCUCUUCCCUUCCUUAGCCUGGCUCAGUUUUUCCUCUUAAAUGAGGAUGAUGAUGACCAACCUAGAGGACUCACCAAAGAACAAAUUGACAACUUGGCAAUGAGAAGUUUUGGUGAAAAUGAUGCAUUAAAAACAUGUAGUGUUUGCAUUACAGAAUAUACAGAAGGCAACAAACUUCGUAAACUACCUUGUUCCCAUGAGUAUCAUGUCCACUGCAUCGAUCGCUGGUUAUCUGAGAAUUCUACCUGUCCUAUUUGUCGCAGAGCAGUCUUAGCUUCUGGCAACAGAGAAAGUGUUGUGUAAUUAAGAUCUGAACUCUAAGCUGUGUAGCUGGAAUAGUGAUGGGCAAACCGGACUUGCUUGCUUUUUGUCCACUUUUUUGAGUGGUGCUUCAUGUAAAGUGACAACCUGAGUUCAGUCAUUGCUUUCUAAAGAAACCUUGUCCGUUCUCAAAUGUUUCUUAUAGAAUAAAAGAAAAUGUUUAAAAGGCAAUGUUUUAGGGCCUAAAAGUUUGAUUUCAAUAUCA
This is a messenger RNA of Dipodomys ordii (Ord's kangaroo rat), 2308 nucleotides long. It is a transcript of the gene Rlim, whose product is annotated as ring finger protein, LIM domain interacting. The coding region runs from base 253 to 2085 and encodes 610 amino acids. Gene Ontology annotation, molecular function: ubiquitin protein ligase activity. NCBI's taxonomy places the organism in Eukaryota, Metazoa, Chordata, Mammalia, Rodentia, Heteromyidae. The record is from RefSeq and is a predicted model, not a curated record. Gene Ontology annotation, cellular component: cytoplasm; nucleoplasm. Gene Ontology annotation, biological process: random inactivation of X chromosome; protein ubiquitination; ubiquitin-dependent protein catabolic process. The transcript is spliced from 5 exons.